AUCGCAUUAAAUAAUGCAAGUGUCCCACUCUUUAUCGGGACCAGGCCUCACGAGGUGCACCACAUUCAAGAUAGAAUUAGAAACACGACGUUAGUUGAGAUUGAACCCCUUGAUGAAGAAAAGCAAAUCGAGUUUCUGAAGAAAGUGGCAGGAAAGAAUAAGCAAGAAAUCGAAAAACGGAGGAAAAUCUUCAAAGAUCAAGGUAUUCUGGGAAACCCACUCUAUCUCUCCAUGUUGGCCGAGUACAAAGGUGAUGGAAACUUGUUUGACAUGUUUGACAAAAUAGUGCGGCACAAAGUAGAAAUUUGUUUGGUAAGAGAAAAUGGUGGCAAAGAUGUCGGAGAGGAGGUUAUUGACAAAUCUUUGAAAUUCAUUCAAUUGGUGGCCUCCCGUUUUGUGAGAGGAAUGAAGAUCGACCAAGGCAGCGUAAGAAAAGAAGAUUUGGAAAAGAUGUACGCUUUUGGAGUUGUGACAUAUUACAAUGACACAGUAAAUUUCACUCACCAAACGUUUGCAGAAUUUCUCACCGCACGAAAAUUCCUAUAUGAUUUGAAAAAUCCAUUAGAUGAAGAAGUGCCCUUGUUCAAUGAUGAAUUGAUGCAGUGCAGGAAAUUCGUUGACCUCUUCUUUUCUACGGAGAAGGGGAAGCACGCAUCCUACGCAGAGGCUUUUGCAUAUUGUGCUAAAUCAACCGAGCCUUUGAAAUUAAUCAACCAAAUUUGCGGAGAGAAUUUGUCACAAAUGUUCAAGUUGCUCAACCCCGAUCUCUCAUUAAAAGAUAAAGACGGAAAAAACGCUUUGCACUUCGCUUUGCAACACCUUGAAAUGGUCAAGAUAGUGCACGAAAAAAACAGCAAAUUAGCGAAUGAAACAACCAAGUACAAAGAAAGCUGUCUCCACCUGGCGAUUGCUGACGAAAAAUGCAGCGAGGAAGUGGCUCUUUGGCUCUUGCAAAACGCUGACGUGGACAAAAACGCUGAAACCAUAAUUCAAGACACACCGCUUCUGCUGGCUUGUGAAACAAAAAAAUGGGAAGUGGCACAACUGCUUUUAUCGAAGUACAAUGUUGAAGUAAAAAAAUGGAGUCUAGGAGAAAUAUCAAUUUUGCUCCAUGUUGUCCAGUCAAACAAUUUAAAUUUAGUUCGAGCAGUUCUUGGUAAGGGCGCCAAUGUCAAUUUGAAAAAUGAUUAUGGAAUAACACCUCUUCACGUUGCUGCUUGUUGUAACAAAAAUCCAGAUAUAAUUAACAUUUUGAUUGAAAAUGGUGCUAAAGAUACCACAGAAAGCGAAUACGAGUUGUCCAGUCUGCAUUUGGCCGCUUUAUAUAACCCAGUUCUAGAAAUUAUCCAAAGGCUGCUCGAAAAUGGUGCCGACGUUCAUUCAAAAGAUAUGGAAGAUCUAACAGCCCUUCACCUAGCUGCUGGGUAUAACAAAAAUCCAGAAAUAUUGAAAACUUUACUUCAAAAUGGUGCCAAAGUAAACGCAAACGACUUUAACAAAUGGAACGCACUGCAUUGCGCCGCUAGUUUUAACCCAGUUACAGAAUUUAUCCAAGAGUUGCUUGAAAACGGAGCCGACGUUGAUUCACGAAAUAAGGAUGGAAAUACAGCCCUUCACCUAGCUGCUGCCUAUAACAAAAACUCUGAAAUAGUGAAAAUAUUGCUUGAAAAUGGUGCUAAAGUAAACGCAAAAAACAAUGCAGAGUGGACCGCACUGCACUUGGCCGCAAGACAUAACCCAGUUGCAGAAAUGGUCCAAAAGCUUCUCGACAACGGCGCAGAAGUUCAUUCUAAAGUGUUAGAAGGAUUAACACCUCUUCACCUUGCUGCUGGGUUUAACAAAAACCCUGAAAUAGUCAAAAUUUUGCUUGAAAAUAGCGCCAACGUAAACGCACAAAACGAUACUAAAUGGACCGCAUUGCAUUUCGCCGCUGAAUAUAACGAAGCUGCAGAAAUGGUCCAAAAGCUCCUCGACAACGGCGCCGACGUACAUUCAAAAGGUCCAGAUGGAUGCACAGCCCUUCACCUUGCUGCUGGGUGUAACAAAAACCCAGAAAUAGUCAAAAUUUUGCUUGACAAUGGCGCCGAAUUAGAUGCACAAGACAAUAAAAAAAGGACCGCACUGCAUUGCGCCGCUAAUUUUAACCAAGUUGUAGAAGUUAUCCAAGAGUUGCUUGAAAACGGAGCCGAUGUUGAUUCACAAGAACAUAGAGGAAAUACAGCACUUAACCUAGCUUCUGGCUGGAACGAAAACCCUGAAAUAGUGAAAAUUUUACUUGAAAAUGGUGCCAAAGUAAACGAAAAUGACAAUAAUAAAAGUACCGCACUGCAUUACGCCGCUAAAUUCAACCCAGUUGCAGAAAUUGUCCAAAAUCUUCUCGACAAUGGCGCCGACGUCCACUCAAAUUGUCUAGAAGGAUUAACAGCCCUUCACCUUGCUGCUGGGUUUAACAAAAACCUAGAAGUAGUGAAAAUCUUGCUUGAAAAGGGUGCAAAUGUAAACGCACAAAGCAAUGAUCACUGGACCGUACUACAUUACGCCGCUAAAUUUAACCCAAUUGCAGAAGUUGUCCAGAAACUGGUCAAAAACGGCGCCGACGUCCAUUCCCAAGAUCAAGAAGGGUCAUCAGCUCUUCACCUAGCUGCUAGAUGGAAUGAAAACCAAGAAAUAGUUAAAAAUUUGCUUCAAAAUGGUGGUGUAGUAAACGCAAAUGACAAUAAUAAAUAUACCGCACUGCAUUGCGCCGCUAAAUUCAACCCAAUGGCAGAAGUUAUCCAAGUGUUGCUCGAAAACGGAGCUAACGUUGAGUCACAAAAUAAAGAUGGAAAUACAGCCCUUCACCUGGCUGCUGGAUGGAACAAAAACCCAGCAAUAGUGACAAUUUUGCUCCAAAAUGGUGCCAAAGUAAACGAAAAUGACAAUACAAAAUGGACCGCACUGCAUUACGCCUCUAAAUUCAACCCAGUGGCAGAAAUGGUCCAAGAGUUGCUCGACAAUGGCGCCAACGUUCAGUCGCAAGAUGAAAAUGGUUUAUCCGCCCUUCACCUAGCUGCUGGCUGGAACGAAAACCCUGAAAUAGUGAAAAUUUUAUUUGGACAUAAAGCCGAAGUAAACACAGAAGACAAUAAAAAAUCAACAGCACUGCAUUUGGCCGCUAAAUUCAACCCAGUUGCAGAGGUUAUCCAAGAGCUUCUCGACAACGGCGCCGACGUUCAUUCAAAUGGUCUAGAUGGAUUAACAGCCGUUCACCUUGCUGCUGGGUAUAACAAGAACCCUGAAAUAGUGAAGAUAUUGCUUCAAAAUGGUGCCAAAGUAAACGCAAUUGACAACAAUAAAUGGACCGCACUGCAUUACGCCGCUAAAUUUAACCCAAUUGCAGUAGUUAUCCAAGAGUUGCUUGAAAACGGAGCCAACGUUAAUUCACAAGAUUGUAGAGGAAAUACAGCCCUUAACCUAGCUGCUGGAUGGAACAACAACUCGGAAAUUAUAACAAUUUUGCUUCAAAAUGGAGCUAAAGUAAACGAAAAUGACAAUAAUAAAUUUACCUCACUGCACUACGCCGCUAAAUUCAACCCAGAUACAGAAUUAGUCCAAAAACUUAUCGACAACGGCACCGACGUUCAUUCAAAAGACCAAGAAGGAUUAACACCCCUUCACCUUGCUGCAGGGUUUAACAAAAACCCAGAAUUAGUGACAAUAUUGCUUGAAAAUGGCGCCAACGUCAACUCACAAAGCAAUACUAAAUGGACCGCAUUGCAUUUCGCCGCUGAAUAUAACGAAGCUGCGGAAAUGGUCCAAAAGCUCCUCGACAAUGGCGCCGACGUUCAUUCAAAAGGUCCCGAAGGAUUAACAGCCCUUCACCUUGCUGCUGGGUGUAGUAAAAACCCAGAAAUAGUUAAAAUUUUGCUUCAAAAUGGUGCCGAAGUAAACGCAGAACAAAAUAGUAAAUGGACAGCACUGCAUUACGCCGCUGAAAAUAACCACAAUGAAGAAAUAGUCCGAAAGUUGCUCGAAAACGGCGCCGACGUUCAUUCACGAAAUCAAGACGGAUUAUCAGCUCUUCACCUAGCUAUUGAGGGGAAUGAAAAUCGAGAAAUAAUAAAAAUUUUGCUUGACAAUGGUGCUAAAGUUAAUGCGCAAGACAAUAAAAAAUUAACCGCUCUGCAUUACGCCAUUAGAAGCAACAAAGUUGCAACUGUGGUCGAAAAUCUGCUCGACAAAGGCGCCGAAGUUAAUUCAAAAACAAUCACGGGACAAUCAGCCAUUCACCUAGCUGCAAUGUAUAAUAAAAAUGCAGAAAUUUUGCAAAUUCUGCUCGACAAAGGUGCCAAAGUAAACGCAAAAGACAUUGAUGAUUGGACCGCACUGCAUUACGCCGCUAGAUAUAACCCAGCUUCAAAUAUCAUCCAAAAAUUGCUCGAAAACAGCGCCGACGUUCUUGCACAAAGUACGGAUGGAUUAACGGCACUUCACCUAGCUGCUAGGUGGAACACAAACCCCGAAAUAGUGAAAGUUUUGCUGGAAAAAGGUGCCAAUGUAAACGCACAAAAUAAUAACAAGUGGACCUCACUGCAUUUAGCCGUUAGAUAUAAUCCAACUUCAGAAAUUGUCCAAAUGCUGCUCGAAAAUGGCGUCGACGUUCAUUCACAAAUUAAAGAUGGAUAUACAGCCCUUCACUUAUCUGCGAUGUAUAAUAAAAACCCAGAUAUUUUGAAAAUUUUGCUUCAAAAUGAUGCCAAAGUGAACGCACAAGACAAUAAUACAUUUACCGCGCUCCAUUUGGCUGCUAGAUUUAACCCAACUCGAGAAAUCGUCCAAAAUCUGUGCGAAAAUGGUGCUGACGUUCUUUUAGAAAUUGAAGCUGGAUUAACAGCACUUCACCUAGCUGCUGGGUGGAAUGAAAACGCAGAUAUUGUGAAAACUUUACUUGAAAAUGGUGCCAAAGUAAACGCACAAAACAAUGAUAGAGUGAGCGCACUGCAUUUUGCAGCUAGAUUUAACCCAGCUUCAGAAAUAAUCCAAAUGCUGCUCGAAAACGGCGCUGACGUUCAUUUACAUGAUCAAGAUGGAUAUACAGCCCUUCAGCUAGCUGCUGAGUACAAUACAAACCCGGAAAUAGUGCAAAUUUUGCUCGCCAAUGGUGCAAAAUUAAACGAAACAUGACAGUGGCAUAUUAAAUGUUUAGCCCAGCUUCAUGUGGUUCACAACUACUUAAAAAAGGGUCUGUGUAGCUAAAAGUUACUUUUUAAUCAAUAUAAUAUAUUAUUAUCUUAUAGUGUUCGUUUAGAUAUAUGAUUUAUGUUUCGAAUUAC
This is a messenger RNA of Cloeon dipterum, 5312 nucleotides long. Its product is annotated as serine/threonine-protein phosphatase 6 regulatory ankyrin repeat subunit B-like. NCBI's taxonomy places the organism in Eukaryota, Metazoa, Arthropoda, Insecta, Ephemeroptera, Baetidae. Gene Ontology annotation, biological process: positive regulation of transcription by RNA polymerase II. The record is from RefSeq and is a predicted model, not a curated record. The transcript has a single exon. Gene Ontology annotation, cellular component: nucleus. Gene Ontology annotation, molecular function: protein binding; transcription cis-regulatory region binding. Bases 232 to 5163 code for a protein of 1643 amino acids.